UGAUGACGUAGUUUUGGCGCGUCUCGUGGUACAGAGCAGCGGUGUAUUGUUGUGGUAAAGCAUCCAUCUGAUCGCUCGUUACUACCGCUGUAACGUGAUGUCUCAACAACCACAACAGGCGGUGCCCCCCGCUCCUGACUCCCCAGCGUUGAUGGUCACAGCCAACGUUCAGAAAUAUGCCAUGAAGAAGAAGAAAGUCCUCAGUGCUGAGGAGGCUGAGCUGUUUGAGCUGACUCAGGCUGCAGGCAUCACUGUUGAUCAAGAGGUUUUUAAGAUCAUACUGGACCUGUUAAAGAUGAACGUGGCCCCACAGGCAGUCUUUCAGACUUUGAAGGCCAUGUGUGCAGGCCAGAGAGUUGCUGAAAGCUGUGGGGGGGAGUCUUCAGCAGCAUCCCACACCACGAGCAUGACCACAGUUCCCACAGAGGCCAGAGAAGAAGACUCUUUGGCUUCGGGAAAGAGCCCUAAACCAGCUGCAGCCUCCCCCUCAGUGUCGGGCCCAAGAGCCACAAGGGUCAACACUAAGAUUGUGGUCUACGGCCCCCAAGAUGCUAGCUCUCCUCACACUCCAGCAGUGAGAAGUAAAGCUGGUGAGAAGAGCCGAGAGGUUUCCAGCCAGAAGGUGCAGCGGCAGCCCAGCGCCACCAGGGGGCAGAAGACUAAGAGCUCGGGCAGCAGCAGCUCCUCCUCACAGAUCAACUCCACAUGAAGACUCUGCAGCUGGUUUAAAGCUCUGCUUUACAGAAGUUGCAAAUAUCAGUGAACGCAUCUUUCCUUUUCUUUGUUUUCUGGGUUCAUGUGCCUUGUGUUUGGAGUGACGGUCGCCUCUUCCUUCUCCAGAAUUUCCCCAUGUAACAGCACAGAUAACAUUUAGUAUUUACAGCAGAUACUUCCGGAGUUGAUGAGCUCUGGUUUAGAUGAACAAACAAUGUUAAAGAGCUCAGUUUAGGAAAACUGCUGCAAAGAAAGAAGCUUUUUCCUCUGCUUGAGCUUCUAAAUGGAAGAAUUUCUGGGAAAACCUCACAAGUAACAUCAGACCUGAGGAUGGACAUGAUUUCUCUGCAGAUGUGUGUCGAGUCUUAUUCAGAUUAUUUGUAUAAUUCAUCUAUGAAUCCUGUAAUUAUCUGGUUUAAAGGUUGUGGCGUCUCCACUGGCGAGGCUGUUUUCCUCAGGAUCGGCAUGGUUGCUUGUUUUCUGUGUGUUAAAAUCUCCUCUUCCUCCUCCUCUUCCUCCUCCUCCUGCAGGUGUAAGAGAAGUGAUGAAAGCCUUUUGACACAGUUGGUCAAACAAAUAACACUGGAAAAUAUUUUUUACUGAAAAUAAUAAAUGUGUUUAAGUAUAAAUGUUAAAAUAUUAUUAAACUGAAUAAAAAGCAACA
Molecule: messenger RNA, 1378 nt
Organism: Melanotaenia boesemani (Boeseman's rainbowfish)
Lineage: Eukaryota; Metazoa; Chordata; Actinopteri; Atheriniformes; Melanotaeniidae
Gene: mzt2b
Product: mitotic spindle organizing protein 2B
Exons: 5
Coding region: 98-709 (203 amino acids)
Cellular component (GO): spindle; centrosome
Source: RefSeq, a predicted model, not a curated record